Messenger RNA from Miscanthus lutarioriparius, 1209 nucleotides. The record is from the annotation of a GenBank genome assembly. NCBI's taxonomy places the organism in Eukaryota, Viridiplantae, Streptophyta, Magnoliopsida, Poales, Poaceae.
AUGGACGACAGGAGGGAGAUGGAUCCGGCGGCGGGGGCGCCCAGGAGGGCGGCCACCGCCAGCGGGACGCCCACCGUGUCGCACGGCUCCAGCAUGCCUUCCUCGUGCUCCUCCAACUCCAACACGUCCGCUUCCGCCUCCGCCUCCGCCUCCGCUUCCACGGGGACGCCGCCGUCGGCCGUCGUGCAGUGGGCGGCGCGCGCGGGCGCGGGGGACAGCUGCUACUACCCCGGCUGCCGCAAGGACGCCAACUGCGCCUGCGAGAUAUGCCUCGCUAGCAUCGACGCCACGCGGGACCUGGUGCGCGCGCCCGAGGUGGCCUCCGCGCGCAGGUUCUUCGCCGCCGCCGCCGCCUCCAGGGAACGGAGACCAGCGCUCUUAUUCCGCGACCGCGCCGCGGGGGCGGGGUCGGAUUCCACCGAGCCGCCGUGGACGCCGCCGAUGCGGUCCACGGCCAAAUCCAGGCGGGCGCCGGGGCGGGAGCCGGCCAGGGCCCCCGCGGCGAGGGGCGGCGGUUGGUCGCACGACUGGCCGCUGUACGCGGCCACGGUUCUUGGGUUCUUGCUCCUGCUGUGGGUGGACACGGGGCUCGUCCCGGAGGCCGCGGCCUGGGGGUUCGGGUCCAAGCUGUCGCCGGAAGCCGUGGCGCAGGUGGGGGCCGAUGCGCGCCUCGCGCCUGGCGGCCUGGAACAUAAGCUGCGCGUCCUGGAGCGCAGGGUCCGCCAGCUUGUCGGCGGUGAAGGGGUCGCCAAUUGCAGCUCGCGAGACUCCGUCUGGAGAUUCCACCAGAAUGAUCAGCAGGUGUUCCACUGGCGCUGCACGAUGUACAAAUCGGUGGCGGAGGAGGUCACCGUCUGGGGGAGCCCUCUCCGCACCUCCGGCCUCCUCCCAAGAGCGCUCUCGGCGCGGCACCUCACCCUCCUCUCCGGCGAGAUCACCGAGUGGUCCGACGGGAGGGUGUGGCCGACGGUGCGGGCGAGCAACAGCAACUCCUGGGCCCACCGGCGGCAGAGCGCGAUGGCGGUGCGGCUGGAGCCGGAGACGUGGGUGCUGGAGUACCAGAGGAGCGCGCUGUUCGAGGGCACACGCCUGCUACCGGCCGCCGCGGAGCUGAUCGCGUCCAGGUGCUCGACGAUGGCGCGGCGAGCGCGGCGCAGGCUGCAGGGUAGGCGGCGGCUUUUCGGUGGUGCGCAGGCGAAUCCGACCUGA